Syzygium oleosum is the source of this 1616-nucleotide messenger RNA. RefSeq names its product F-box protein At1g30790-like. Lineage: Eukaryota; Viridiplantae; Streptophyta; Magnoliopsida; Myrtales; Myrtaceae. The transcript has a single exon. Bases 73 to 1245 code for a protein of 390 amino acids. The record is from RefSeq and is a predicted model, not a curated record. Gene Ontology annotation, molecular function: protein binding.
UCGUCCCUGUCAGCUUUCAAUUCGAUUCCCCAGAGCUCACGCAAAGGAGGAACCCUCCGCCACGAAGCAAAGAUGAAGAAGACGAGCGGUGACCCCAUGCUCAUCCCGGACGACCUGCUGAUCGAGAUUCUCAAGAGACUGCCCGUCAAGUCUCUGUGCAGAUUCAGGUGCGUCUCCACCGCCUGGCGCUCCCUCGUCUCCAACCCGCGAUUCGUCGACGCGCAUUUGGCUCACUCCGUGAACCGCCCCGGGCUCCUCGUCACUCUGCCGGUCCGGCAAAUUCCCUGCCCACAAGGGCGGUGGCUCUUGUUGGCCGACCACCCUGAACCUGGAAGGGACCGACCCCAGAUCGCCAUUCCGCACUUGCUCGUCCCCGGCUCGCCCGAACGCUACGUUUCGCAGUCUCUCAACGGCCUGAUCUGCCUCGAAGUCGGGGGUCUGAUCAGUGUCUGCAAUCCCAGCACUAGAAAAGUUGUUACUUUGGGACAGGCUGGGGCAAAGAGUGGCGGGGUCUGUUCAUAUCGGAGGCAUUCGUUCGGGUUCGAUCCUGUCGGGAAGGAGCACAAGGUCUUCAAGACAUGGGUGACUAAUUCAGGCAAGCCCGACCGCGGGUUGAUCAUGGAGCAAUUUGUGCUCACUCUGGGAUCGAACGGGUGGAGGAGGAUCGAGGGUGGUCCCCCUCAUGUCAAGCAUGACCCGGAAAUUUGCUUCAAUGGGGUCAUAUAUUACAUGGCCUGGAAGAGCUUGGGUGCCUUCCCUAGGGCGGAGUACUUGGUGGCACUCGACGUCAGGACAGAGUGCUUUCGAAUGAUCGCGAGUCCUAGUGGCGGCCAAGUAGAUAUGAGCAAGAGGUGCCUCGUAGAAUUUGAGGGGUACGUCGCAUUGGUCGAUUGCAAUAAUCUUAGGUCUGAUGAUGAGGUCGCUAUAUGGAUCUUGGAGGACUUCGACAAGGAGAUCUGGAAGAAGAAAGUUGCCGUCUUGCCACCGUGUUGGAAGGAAAUUGUUGCAGACCAUGAAAUGUUCCCAGCUGGUAUCGUUCGCAGUACUGGUGAACUGUUGUUCGAACCCUGGUUCUUGUCGAAGCCUGUGUGCUUGUUUUACUACAAUCUGAAGACCAACAGUUUUAGGAUUAGCGAAAUUGGCGGAUUCCCCGAAUAUGAAUCAGGGAUGCCUCCUGAAAUGUAUGGUUUAACGUUUACUGAUCACGUGGAGAGUUUGCUGCCGCUGAUGAGUCCAUUCCAGUAAAAACAUAGCCAACCAUUUUCCUUCAGGCUGAGCUCUGAUUUGUCACUUGUUCAUCCGUUGGUUCUGCAAUUUCUCCCUUUAUACUGUCUACAUCACUAGAUUCCGUAAAUGGAAGAUGAACUCCGUAGUUUGAUGUUGACUCUCUGUUUUGAUAAACCUGCAACUGGAUGUACAUUGAGACACCAGGUGACUGAAACUUGAAUUGUUUUCCAUCUAUGAAACAGGCUGAUAACUCGCGUAAUCUCGUUGUUUUUUGCUUCAUUGAGUGGCAUAUGUAAGAGCAUAGAUUUUGUUCUCUGAAUUGGGAGCUUUCAUGUGAAAUGUACCUAUCAGCCUUGAAUAACAUGUCUAAGAGCUUCCAUCUUGCUCCC